Tremella mesenterica DSM 1558 is the source of this 1123-nucleotide messenger RNA. RefSeq lists its product as uncharacterized. Lineage: Eukaryota; Fungi; Basidiomycota; Tremellomycetes; Tremellales; Tremellaceae. The coding region runs from base 87 to 1019 and encodes 310 amino acids. The transcript has 6 exons. The record is from RefSeq and is a predicted model, not a curated record. Gene Ontology annotation, molecular function: urate oxidase activity. Gene Ontology annotation, biological process: urate catabolic process; purine nucleobase catabolic process. Gene Ontology annotation, cellular component: peroxisome.
CUUCCCCAGCCCAAUAGUCUUUUGGAUACCUCAUUCGUACUGGGAACUUGGGAUAGAAAGAAAAGAAGAGAAAAGAAAGAACCAAAAUGUCAGUUGAACCCGGGUUCCUUUCCGCUGCUCGGUAUGGUAAAGAUCUCGUUAGGGUUUGUCGAGUGGUGAGAGAUAAAGACCAACAUCAUGUAGUUGAAUAUACCGUGAGGGUGAUGUUGGAAGGAGAUAUAGAUACAAGUUUUACUGAAGCGGAUAAUACUUGUGUGGUUGCUACGGACACCAUGAAGAACACGGUCUACGUCCUAGCCAAGACCUCUCCUCAUGUACUCAACCCAGCAAUGUUCGCACUUCAUCUAGCGACACAUUUCGUCACGAAAUACAAACAUAUUCAUAAAUCUUUCGUCGACCUCGUAUCCCUACGAUGGAGUCGGAUCCCGGUAGGGGGUGCACCGCAUAAAUGGAGUUUUGUGAGAGAUGGAGAUGAGAAAGAGGUGGUAGAGGUUGCAGUGGAGGACAAGGGUGAGGGCUUGGUGGGGAGUGUGAAAGGUGGAAUUAAGGACUUGUUAGUGCUCAAAUCCGGAGGGUCAGCAUUCACAAACUUUCACAGAGAUGAAUAUACCACUCUUGCUGAAGUCGCCGAUCGACUUUUCUCAACUUCCGUCACACUCUCUUACUCCAUUCCUCUCCCCUCUUCCAUCUCUCUAUCCCUCGACACCCUUUCGGAGAUUGAAAAGACCAUCGAUUUUCCGUCCAUCUCACAGAGGGCGAGGAAAGAUACCCUAGAGGUGUUCGCGACGGACGAGUCGGCCAGCGUUCAAGCUACUUUGUACAAUACACUGCAGAAGAUUUUGAAAUCGUGUGAGGAGAUCAAAGAAGCAAGUAUGGCCCUUCCCAACAAACAUUACAUUCCUGUGAAUUUGAGUCCGUUUGGUUUGGAUAAUGGAUUGGGGUAUGAAGGAGGUGCAGAGGUGUUCCACCCUGUCGCUGAUCCCUCUGGUCUGAUCACUGCCACUGUGACACGCAAGUGAGACGGUGGGUGAGUUGGGGUCAAACAUCUGUGAACUCUUUCGAAGCAUCAUCAGGUCGAAGGUCAGUCUCCUGUCACAUCUGCUAUGCAUAUUUUGUAUGGUUG